Eimeria tenella is the source of this 3171-nucleotide messenger RNA. RefSeq lists its product as uncharacterized. The transcript has 6 exons. The record is from RefSeq and is a predicted model, not a curated record. Lineage: Eukaryota; Apicomplexa; Conoidasida; Eucoccidiorida; Eimeriidae. The coding region runs from base 1 to 3171 and encodes 1056 amino acids.
AUGAAUAUAUACAUUUCGGCUCCCACGGGCGAGGCUGCUGCAGAGCCUGGGGGCGCUCCCGCAGCAGCAGCAGCAGCAGCAGCAGCAGCAGCGGCGGCGGCAGCAAGCGCCGCUGCUGCUGCUGCGCCCUCCAGGCGGCUUACGCUGCCGAUCCCGAAGCGGCGAAGCCCCCCGCGUUCCGUCGAGGGGCAGCAGCAGCGGCAGGGGGCGCCGGCGUACGCGCAGCUGCAGCAGCAGCAGCAGCAGCAGCAGGGGCUGCAGCUGGGGCCCGUGGGCGCAGCAAAGGGCUGCUGCUCGGUGUGCGUCUACUCCCCCUGCCACUCCUCAGAUGCUUCAACAGCAGACGAGCUGGAAGAGGCGCCGCUGGCUUCUCCGGGCGCGCCCCCGCUCUGCAGCAGCAGCAGCAGCAGCAGCAGCAGCAGCAGCUGGCAGCGGCUGGAGCUGGGGUCGCCGCCGUGCGUGUACACGCUGGGGGAGCUGAUCGGGUCGGGGUCGCAGAGCUUCGUGUACCGCUGCGUGCCGCAGCAGCCUGGCUGCGCCGCCGCCGCCGCUGCUGCUGCUGCUGCUGCUGCUGCUGCUGCUGCUGCGCCGCUGUGCGAGGAGACAGAGUGGUUCCCGUGGGCUGCCUUUUUGUCGCGAGCAGCAAAACAUGCUGGUGCUGCUCCUGCUGCUGCUACAGCAGCAGCGCUGCAACGGCUGCUGCAGCGGGAGUCAGCGAGGGGCUUCUACCCUUCUGAGUGGCUGAGCUACGAGGGGUUCGCGUUCCCCGGGCAGUUCGCGCUGCCUGCUGCUCCUGUUGCCGCUCCUGCUGCUGCUGCUGCUGCUGCUGCUGAGUCGCCGGGGGAAGAAAUAUUUGCUGCCAGCCACUUGCUGCGGGUGCUGCACCUUCCCAAUGCCUUGACCGCUCAUUUACUGGCGCAGCUGGAUGCUUUCUUAGCCUCAUUCGCGAAGGCCCACUGGGGAGAGGCUGCUGCUGCUGCGCUGCAGCAGCAGUUGUGCGGCUGGCAGCUAUUCGAGUUCGCAGAGACAGCCAGAGCGAGAGGAGAUGGUUGGCUGCUGCUGCCGAGGUGCAUGGAUGCUGCGGCAGUCUUGCGGGCCCUGAGUGCUGUUGCUAUUGGCUGCCACCGCAGCAGCAGCAGCAGCAGCAGCGGCGUUGCUGGGGCAGCAGCAGCAUCUUUAACGGACGGCGAGACUCAAGAAGCAGCAGCAGCUGCUGCUGCUGAGCACGGGGUGCUGCUGCCCGUAACGGCCUCCUGGGGGUCGUGCGUCGCCGCAACGCAGCCCAGCAGCAGCAGCAGCAGCAGCAGCAGCAGCAGCGAGGAGCCUUGUGAGGUGGCGCUGCCCACGGCCUACUUCGGUUUGUAUCCGCUGCAGGUGUCUGGUUCGCUGCUGCAGCGGGACUUGAGUUAUGUUUGCUGCUUAGUGAAUCAUGUGCUGCUGCAGCUGCUGCACUGCAUAGCUGGGGCAGAGGCCCUCAGCAGCUGCAGCAGCAGCAAGGGCUGCUGCUGCUGCGACAGCAGCAGCACGCCGCCGGCUUCCGAGGGCCCGCGCUGCGUUUGUCUGAGCAGCCGAAGCAGCACUGCCGCAGCCGCAGCAGCGACAGCAGCAGCAGAAGCAGGGCCUCGGCGAGCAACAGCAGCAACAUGGCUGGGGGCCCUCUCGCUGCUGCGGCUGCGGCUGCCGCUGCCUUUUGCUGCUCCUGCUGCUGCUGCAGCAAGCUGCAGCGCCGAAGCAGCAGAAGGCCAGCCGAUAAGGCCCCCGCUGCUGUCGCCUUCACAUCUUAUAGGGACUUAUUUCUUUCAAGAAGAUCUUUUCUUUUUGCUGCCUCCCGUGCAAAGCUUCUUCGCCAGGUGCAGCAGCAGCAGCAGCAGCAGCAGCGCGGAUGGAAGCCACGGCGACAGCGGCAGCGGCAGCGGAUCGCUGGGCGAGCAGCAACAGCAACUAGCAACAGCGGCAGCAGCAGCAGCAGAAUCUGACAAGGACGAGCUGGAGACUGCCUGGAGGCCUCACAGCGGAGCCACAAGCCGCCAGCAGCAGCAGCAGCAGCAGCAGCAGCUUUAUGAAGUUGUGGCGCAGCCGUCUGCAGCAGACCUGCACAAGACUCACGUAACGCCUGAGCUGCUGCUGCAGCUGCAGCAGCAGCAGCAAUUUAGGUUUGUGCCUUUGUCAGCUUUUCUCUUCACUCCUCACCACCGCCGCAAGAGUCAUUUCAACGCAGCAUCUGCUGCGCUGCCGCAGCGCAGGCACCGCACACGGCAGCAGCAGCAGCAGCAGCAACAGCAGCAGCAGGGGAGGGGUCAGGAGCUGCAGCAGGCAGAGAGCGCACAAAGAGCUGAGGGGCACAAAGAAGUGCUUCAGGCCCAGAUGGAACAGCAGCAGCCGCAGCAUGAGCAGCAACUGCAACAGCAAGAGCAGCAGCAGCAGCAAGAGCAGGAAACUCCAGGAAUCAGCCCAGCGGGAGUAGCUGCUGCAGUCUGCGCUGCAGCAGGAGCAGAGGAGACUGAACGGCGCGAAAUGGAAACUCAAAUAGCACUAGAUGAGCAGCUGCAGCAGCAAGCGUUGCAGCAGCAGCAAGCGCUGCAGGAGCAGCAGCAAGCGCUGCGGGAGCAGCAGGCGUUGCAGGAGCAGCAAGCGCUGCAGCAGCAGCAGCAAGCCCUGCAGCAGCAGCAAGCGUUGCAGCAGCAGCAAGCACUGCAGCAGAAGCAAGCAUUGCAGCAGCAGCAGCUGCUGCAGCAACAGCAAGAGUUGCAGGAAGGGCAGCAGCAGGACCUGCAGCCGAUGCAGCAAGACGCAGCAGAGGACGUUGCAUGUUCUGCUGCAGCAAUUGAUACACUCCAGCAGCAGCAGCAGCAGGAGCACCAGCAGCUGGAGCUACAGCAGCAGCAGCAACACGAGCAGCAUGGAUGCCCCGUUUUGCAGAACUUGCAAGAAGGGCCGCUGUUGCAGCAGCUGGAGACAGCAGCUCCUCCAGAGCAGCAGCAGCUGCAGCAGCAACUGCAGCAGCAGCAGCUGGAGGCCGCAGUGCCUCAAGAGCAGCACCAGCAGGAUGUGCUGUCGCCGCAGCAGCGCGAGACUCUUGCGUCGCUGCAGCAGCUGCUGCAGCAAUCUGCUGCGCAGCCAAUUGACCCCACAGAGGUCUCCCCCAUCAGCGAUGACCAGGAGGAGCAGUAA